Messenger RNA from Pocillopora verrucosa, 4905 nucleotides. RefSeq names its product metabotropic glutamate receptor 3. Gene Ontology annotation, cellular component: plasma membrane. Gene Ontology annotation, molecular function: adenylate cyclase inhibiting G protein-coupled glutamate receptor activity. NCBI's taxonomy places the organism in Eukaryota, Metazoa, Cnidaria, Anthozoa, Scleractinia, Pocilloporidae. The record is from RefSeq and is a predicted model, not a curated record. Gene Ontology annotation, biological process: G protein-coupled glutamate receptor signaling pathway; regulation of synaptic transmission, glutamatergic.
AAAUUUCCAUGCGUCGUAAACAAGUUUACUUUGCAUCAAUGCAAAAGACGAGGAAUGCGCUGAUUUCUCUACAAAUCACCUCUCUCAAAGAGCUAUCAAAUGCCUUUUUAGACCGGCAACUUUCUCGUGUUCCCUGGAUAUUGCAAUCUUGAACAUUAUUUACAAACGAAAGCGUUACAGAUGAUGUUGUGUUGACAGAAUUUAACUUGAGGUUACAUUGGACAAACAAGCUCUCUUCGGAAAGACCUUAUUUACAAUUCAUGAUGUGUACUUCAGGUGAUUUUGUCUUCAGCGUCCAAAUAAAACAGAGCUGAUUUGCGUUUCAAUGAAACGCCGACCAGUUUGGACGAGCAGCAACAAAAAUAUGAACUAAACAGAAACAAGACCUCUUUGCUCGAAUUUAGUCGUGUUACAUACUGCUAUGCUUCCAAACUUCAACGGGUUUCCUUCUCGUCGAUGUGUCAACAAAAACAUCUUUACAUGGUUCGUUAACAUUACUUUGUUUCUUCUGUCGUUAUCAAGCGUGGCUGCUCCUUCUAACAACCUGACUCAUCACGAUGGAUCAAGUGAGCGAACGCAUCGCGUUAGGGCUACAUUUCCACCGCCAGAAAUCGAACCAGAUAUAGUAAUUGGAGGUCUUUUCCCAAUCCAUGCAAGAAACGUCAGCAAAAAUGGUCCUCCUAAAUGUGGCACUCUCAACAUAGAACGGGGAUUUCACCGUUUGGAAGCUAUGAUCUUUGCUGUAGAUCAAAUCAAUCGAAACCCCAAUCUUCUUCCAAACAUAACUCUCAGUAUGUCUGCCUAUGACACUUGCGAUUGGUACACAAAGGCGCUAGAAGAAUCGCUCGAGUUUGUCAUGGAGUCGCAAUCUAAGACCAUUUGUGAAGCAGGGAAUAAGCCUGUUUCACCGGCGUCAAAGAAAAACAAAAUAUUAGCUGGGGUUGUCGGUGCGGCAUCAAGCUCCGUUUCUAUUCAAGUUGCGAACCUUUUGCGGCUUUUCAAACUGCCUCAGAUAAGCUACGCAUCGACCACGCCUGACCUCAGUGACAAAACAAAAUACGACUUUUUCAUGCGAACUGUUCCCCCUGAUAAUUACCAAGCCCGGGCAAUGGUCGAUGUUGUCCGGGGAUUGAAGUGGACUUCCGUAUUCACAGUCCACUCCGAGGGGAUUUAUGGUGAACGAGGAAUCCGAGAGUUUUCGAACGGAGCAAAAGCCGCAAAUAUUUGCAUCGCGGGUUCGUAUAAGAUCGAAGGCUCCAACAACGAGAUGCAAAUAAAAGACAUCAUAACAGAUUUUGGAAGACAUGAGCAAGUCCGUGGAGUGAUUUUGUUUUGUACCGAUACAGACGCAAGAAGGCUUCUCAGAGAGGUGAAGAGGCAGAACAGGGCCCAGCACUUCAUAUGGGUGGCAAGCGACUACUGGGGAACAAGAAAGAAGACCAUCAAAGGCCUAGAAAAAUAUGCAGAAGGCGCCAUAACUAUUAGUCUGACGGAAGCCCUUGAUCCAAAGUUCAAAAACUACUUUACUUCUCUUAAACCAGGCACAAACAGGACCAAGGUGAAUCCCUGGUUUGAUGAGUUUUGGGAGAUGAAGUUUGGCUGCAGACUACAAAACAAUGAAAGUUCCUGUUCUAAAAACUAUUCCCUGGCAGCAAGCGAUGUGCGUAUCGAUGAUAAAGUGCCUUUUCUCAUUGACGCCGUGUACGCUUUUGCAUAUGGUUUGGACAAGAUGUACAAACGCAUGUGUGAAGCACAGAACGGUCUUUGCCAAAGAAUGUUAAAAGAAUUCGAACGCAAAAACCUGCGCGAUGAGCUUUUUAACUUGACUUUUACUGGAGUGACAGGCGCCGUAAGUUUUGAUAAGAACGGCAAUGGUCCCGGGCGAUACGACAUUUAUCGCCUGGAACGCAGUCGAUACAGAAAAGUUGCGUCCUGGAAUGGGAAGCUGUACAACGCAACGAGGCUUUUUCAAGGAGGCAAAAAUGGUACGAUUCCUUUGUCAGAUUGCAGUUCACCGUGCGAGGCCGGGUAUCGAAAAAUUUUUGACAAGGAGGGAUCUUGUUGCUGGAACUGCGAACGCUGUGCGGAGGAUUAUUAUGUAGAAGAUGAGACAAGUUGUAAACUGUGCCAAAAAGGACAACGGCCUAAUGCCAAGAGGAACGGCUGUGAACCACUGCCUCGACGUAACAUUGCCGGAAGCUGGAUAGUUAUGGUCAUGUUAUUUUCUGGCCUCGGCAUCAUGAGCACAAUAUUUGUUGGGACCCUAUUCCUCAUCAACAACGACACCCCUCUGGUGAAAGCCUCCGGAAGGGAACUGUCAUGCACACUACUCUUCGGCUUGUUGUCUUGUUAUACAUUUUCGUUUUUCAUGUUGGCCGAGCCUUCGCCCUCCAUUUGCGCCAUCCAGCGGUUUGGCCUGGGAUUCUCGUUUUGUGUAUGUUAUGCUUCCAUUCUCAUCCGAACCAAUCGAAUCGCAAGAAUUUUCGAGAGGAGCAAUCGAUCCACGAAACCUCCUCUCUUCAUCAAUCCAGCGUCACAGAUUGCAAUACUGACAGUUUUUGUCAGUAUCGACAUUGUGUUCUCAGUCAUUGGUCUAGUAAAAUGGCCUCCAGAAACAAUCCUUGCCUACCCAACAAAUAAAGACGUUUUACUGAUAUGCAACAUUGAAGAUUACGAUUUGGUUUUCGCACUGACGUACAACGUCUUGAUUAUCAUUCUUUGUACAUUCUACGCCUUUAGAACGCGUAAAACGCCAGCGAACUUCAACGAAGCCAGAUACAUCGGAUUUGCCAUGUACACAACUUGCAUCAUUUGGGUGGCGUUUCUUCCCGUACAAAUAGGCGUGAACAAAGACUACGCUACCAUAACACUUGCAAUUAAUACGACUUUGAACGCCACAACUCUGUUACUGUGUAUUUUUGGACCCAAGGUCUACAUCCUCGUAUUUAGGCCUACGAGGAACCUUCGAAGUAGGUCCUUAAAUAGUUGGCGCGCACACGACGCUGAAAAUGUCCCCAAUACACAAGGUCGCUUACAGUCCGACAACCAAGUCACCGACCCAAGCGUCAAGAGUGCUGUAACUGAGUUAGGAAUCGAUAAUCUUACUAUACCAAAUGAGUUUGCGCAAGGCGAGGCCGCGUUGUGAGGAAAUAUCGCGGGCUCCGUCUCCGUAUCAGUCUAAAGUCCCACAGUUUCUUGGGUAAGUUAAGUGGGGAAACUGUAAAUCGACAGUGAAUCUUUCACUCUAAACGCAACUCAAAUACGCAAAUAGAAGCUAUAACUUCUUAGUUUCCGUCGUGAAGUCAAGAAAUCUUUCCACAAGAUUUUUGGAAAGCCCUAGCUCAACUUGAAGGAAAGUUAAGUCCACGUUUGCGCGAACGGCAAACUUCAAAAAUUGAUCACUUUCUUCUUGUUGUCAGAGGAAACGAAAGCGAAGUCCAAGACAAUUUUUUUUUUCAUUCCCAUUUGCUUUAAGAAUAGUUAUAAUUAUAAAAGUAGAUAGAAAACUUAGAAUAAAUUAUUUUUAUAAGCCAAUCAAGAAUUUUGCCGACAACAUAACAUCAAGGACGGCAAGCGCAAGAAAGCGCGCGAAAAUCUGCGCGACCAAUCAUGGUUGAUCUUUAUUACCACUUCAUUUGGUUGUAAAAGGGCGUCAACUUUUUUUCAGCCAAUCACGGACAGGUGGAUUCUUUUCCUUUGAAAAAGUAACUUUUUGAUUAAUUUUAUUUAAAAUUAACAACAAAAUUUAAAAUAAUUGAGAAAAAUCUUAGUUUAGUAAUGUACAAAAUCGAAUGAAAUUGUUUUCUAAGAGAGUUUAUAGAUAUCAUUAGCCUACGAGAAAACCCUCGUUACUCGUGCUUCGGUACAUGCAUUUCUUCGCCCGCCGGAAAGUAUGAAGCCUGGAGCAUAAGUGCCAGACUCCUCGCAAACCUCUCCCCGACUCUUCUCAAUCUUCCCGUGAGCGGAGAAAAGCGUGCCUUACUACGCUUAAAAUGAGGAGCUACUCGCAGGCUAAGAUAUCUGAAGUUUUAUUGUUAUCUCAAAGAUAAAUUUAAUAUUUUAUUAAGUUAUUAACGAGUAUACGUAAUUGUAUUAAAGCAAUUUAACUUAUUCCGUACGUUGUAUAAGAUAAGCGCUAUGUUCGUGUAAAGUUUUUAGGUGAGGUUGAAGCAAUCGCGUUGUAUAUAGCUUUUUGGAAAACAAGUUACAUUGCCUGGGUUAGCUGACGUAGUUUGUAAUACAAAAAAAGAGAUUUCUUAAAUUUAGAAAUAUUUUUUUUUUAAAAAAUUGUUGUAGUACUUUAAGAAGUAUUCUGAAAUAAGAAAAGGCAAAAUAGUUCUUGUUAAAGUGGGCAAUUUUUAAUUGUGUCGAAAGUGAGCCGGAAUUGCAUUGGUUUUGCUUUACUACGCUCUGUGAUUGGUCCAGAAAACUCGUGCCACUCUCUCAACCAAUCAGAUUCAAAACCUAAAACCAAUCGCACCACGGUCACGCGCGUUUUCCCGCGCUUUAUGCAGUUGACUUGUUUUUACUUUGCCUUUUCUUUGGCUCCUUGCGUUAAUUUGCCUUGUUCUGAUUAGCUUUUGUAAUCACUUUAGUUUUUGUUCGACAUCGCUCGAUUAAAAAGCACUCUAAUGUUGAAAUCAACAAUUCAAAUUAAUUGCGGGUUUGUUCAGCUGGUUGACAGGAUAAAACUCCACGUCUUAAAUUUGUCGUAUUUUCGUGUGACAUUUCUGAAACACUUUCUUUUAAAAGGAACGAAUCAUUCUUGCCCAUGUUAAAUUCACCAUAUGUUUCCAGUCUCAGAAUUUUGUGAAUUCAACGCUAGGCAACGCUAUGUACAUACGCAUGCAUCGCUGCAUUCAAAAUUACAAAAUCUGAUUCUUAUUUCCCAGUCACUUGAAAUAA